AGGACAUCCCAUCCUCUCCCCUCCGCAUCGGCGCAUCGCUCGCUGGCCUCCAUCCGUCUGCAUCAGUCCCUUCCAUCAGCACGCCGUGCAGUCGCUCGCCACCGGCGCUGUGGCCAAAUUGAGCCGAGAAGGACGUUCCACAACAUCCCAUUUCGGUGCCGUUGUGCUCCGGGUCCAGCCAACGGCUGCCUCGGUGUCCCCAAAAUCCGCUGGACCGAAAUGAAGGAGCAGGAAAAAAAAAAAGAUCGCAGCCAUAUCUACGCUGCCCAGCGGCUGAAUCGAACUUGUCCCCCCCUUUCUCGCCUGCAUCGCCGUUUCUGCGACGAUCCUCUGGCAUCAGACCGCUGUGCACCCUCCCCCCGCCAUGUCCGAGUCCCACAAAGUCGAACAGCUCGAUUCCCCCGACCUCGCCGACCAGGUCGAGGAGCACUACCCAGAAGGCGGCGCCGAGGCCUGGCUCGUUGUGCUUGCCAGCUUCCUGGUCCACUAUGCCGUUCUUGGCCGCCAGACAUCCUUUGGCGUCUUCCAGCAGUUCUUUGUCGCCGGAAACACCUUUCCCGGUUCGACCAACCUGGCCAUCUCUUUCAUUGGUGCCAUUAGCAUCUCGGGUCUGCCGCUGUUUGGCAUCCUCGCCGGCAAGCUCGCUGACCGCUAUGGCUACCGCCUGAUCGGCCAGCUGGGCACGCUGUUCAUCGCCACCGGCUACAUUCUCGCAUCGUUCUCGACUCAAAUCUGGCAUCUGUAUUUGACCUAUGGCGCCCUGGUCGGCUUUGGAUGUUCCCUGGCGUACUUCCCCGCGAUCACCAUCAUCUCGCAUUACUUCAAGAUCAAGCGCGGAACGGCGAUCGGAUUUGCGGCCGCAGGAUCGGGCAUUGGCGGACUGACCAUCAGCCCCAUGGUUCGGGCUAUCAUUGUUGCUUGGGGAUGGCCCUGGGGCUUCCGAUUCAUUGGCAUCAUGUGCUUUGUCUUCUGCGGCGUUGCUCCGUUCUUCUACAGGCGAGGCGCUGCUCCCAAGAAGCAAACCGAGAAGAUUGACUACAAGAUCUUUAUGAACCUCAACUCGCUCUGUCUGGCGUUUGUUCCUCUGUUCUUCAACUUUGGCUUCUUCAUCCCGUCCUUCUUUGUUUCCACCUUUGCCGUUUACUACGGCAUGACCGCCGACCAGGGUGCUCUGAUCAUCGGCAUCCUCGGUGGUGCUCAGGCCGUCGGGCGUAUCCUUUUCGGCUUUCUGGCCGACCGCCUCGGUCGAAUCAACAGCUUCGCCAUCACCGCCACCAUCUCUGCCAUCUCGGUGAUGGUCCUCUGGCCCUUCUCCACCAACUUUGGCUUGCUCAUCACCUUUGUCAUCAUCUACGGCAUCUUUGCCGGUGGCUUCAUUUGCCUCUUCCCCCUCGUCAUCAGCGAGCUCUACGGAUCCAAGAACCUUGCCACUAUCACUGGCAUCCUGUACUUUGGCUACACCUUUGGCGACAUGGCCGGCACUCCUCUGGCUGGCUUCCUCAUCGACCAGCGCACCUGGAUCGUCAACGGGCAUAAGGUCAUUGACUUUGUUCCAGGCAUCCUCGUUGGCGGUGCCAUGAUGUUGGUGGCCGGUAUUUUGAUCACCGUCAUCAAGGUCCGACUGAACAAACGCUUCCUUGGGCGCAUCUAAGAUAGACUUUGCUGGGGAGCCGCAUGCAAACACGCGCAUCGUCCAUGGACAGGUUAUUUCACUGCUGAAUUGGCAGCACGUUAUUCAUGUGUGUGUGGAAUUGCUGCUGGCCUUGAUUCAAUAUUGCAUCAGCCGCGCGAGUUUCAAUAAGUACGAGCUCACAUCUGCGGAUAUCUAGGAUACUUUGGCUCGAUUUGACGCUGUUGGCAAGACAACAAUGU
Polychytrium aggregatum is the source of this 1872-nucleotide messenger RNA. RefSeq names its product major facilitator superfamily domain-containing protein. Gene Ontology annotation, biological process: transmembrane transport. Gene Ontology annotation, molecular function: transmembrane transporter activity. Gene Ontology annotation, cellular component: fungal-type vacuole membrane. The transcript has 9 exons. The record is from RefSeq and is a predicted model, not a curated record. Bases 365 to 1651 code for a protein of 428 amino acids. Lineage: Eukaryota; Fungi; Chytridiomycota; Chytridiomycetes; Polychytriales.